AUGAAGUCUUUCCUAGCCAUCAUACUCGUCGCUUUCCUGUCCUUUGUUUCCCCCUCUGCUGCGUUCACAACACCUUCUAUUUCCGAGGCUUCUAAUAUUAGAACAGUAUCCACCACCACGAGCCUAGCCUUUGGUCCUUUCGGACAACCCAAGGAUGAUGGAAGCCCAGGAGAUUAUCUGUGCAAGGACUGUGGAUAUGUCUUUACCAAGGGACCAAAGGCAUGGGCUGCACUAGACGACAAGUACAAGUGCCCUCCUUGUGGAGCACCAAAGUUCCGAUUCAAGAAAAUCCCAAAGGGCUCGGCAGAUGGAAAAGUUGAAGUCAAGAAGAGUUGGUUCUAG
This is a messenger RNA of Cylindrotheca closterium, 342 nucleotides long. Lineage: Eukaryota; Bacillariophyta; Bacillariophyceae; Bacillariales; Bacillariaceae. The record is from the annotation of a GenBank genome assembly.